AUGAAAUCCUAUUAAGCUGCUUUACUAAUCUUUACCUUAAUUUGUUUUGCUUAUUCAUAAAGCACUAACAAAUCUUGCUCCAAUAACUUUACUUAAUAGACUUGUUAAUCGCCUUGUGUUUUUACUCCUGAUUAAAAUUCUUUUGUUUGCCAAUCUAAAUGCUCUAGUUUGGACUAAAAUAGCUGCUCUAGCUAAUCUACUUGCUCUUAUCAACCAGGGUAUUGCUAGUUAUCUAUAAAUAAUUGCUCUUAUAUUUUAGGAAGUUCCUUAACUUAAGAUUAGUGUUUAAGGUAGAAUAUAAAUUGUGUAUUUACUCCACCUGUAAAAGAAGAUUGCACUGUAUUGGAUAAUGUAAAAAAUUCGUGUAAUAGUAAGAAUAAUGAUUAUAAUGGUUGCUAAGCAAUAAAAAAUAGCGCUUCAACUUAACAAUGUACUUUUACAGAUACAACUUAAAAAUGUGAAGCUGUUUCAAAUUACUAAUGCAGCAGUACACCUUCUUGUGAUUAAAAUAUGUGUGAUUAUACUGCUUGUGCCUAAAAGCCUGGAACAGAUUGUUCUACUUAUAAAACUUCAGAUAAUUGCAAUGUAAGCAAUAACUGUCUAUGGAGUACAAAAGAUAGCGUUUGUAAUGAUAACUGCACAAAUUAAACUUCUACUGGUUGUCCUUCAUCAUGCAUUAAAGAUUAGUGCGUUUCUAAUAGCACUAAAUAGCUUAACUAUUGUAAAGCCUUAAAUACAGAUUCAAAAUGCGCAGCUGAUUCUACUAGAUGUAAAGUAACAAGUUUAGGUACUUGUGAUCCUUCAUCUACUCUUUGUUCUGUUACAAAAUCAUUAAAAGAUAGUUGCCCUUCUGAUUCUUGUAAUUACAUAUCUCCAAAAGAUCCUACUUGUACAAAUCCUAAAUGCAGUAAGAGCUAUUCAGAGAACUGUGAUCCAUACUGUGCUGCUAUUCCUCCUAGAUGUAUUUCUAAUGGGCUGAGCACUUGUGGAACUCUCAAAUCUUAAAGUGAUUGCAAUAAUAGUGCCGCAUUCUGCAGUUAUAGCCAAAGUGGAACAUGUGCAACUCUAGCUACUGGAUCUAGCUCUAAUUCCUAUAUUCUCUCCUUAGUUUUAGUAUUUUAGUUAUUAAAUAUCUUGUUCUGA
Tetrahymena thermophila SB210 is the source of this 1143-nucleotide messenger RNA. RefSeq lists its product as hypothetical. Lineage: Eukaryota; Ciliophora; Oligohymenophorea; Hymenostomatida; Tetrahymenidae. The transcript has a single exon. The record is from RefSeq and is a predicted model, not a curated record.